AUAUUAUUUUUGAACAGACAGUCCCUUGGGGCCUUAUUCAAAAUGGCGGACGAAGUGAUGGCUGUUUGAAUGGAUGUUGCCGAAAAUUCUUGAUCUUUUCUUUGUGUUUGGCCGCAAAAAAGUAAAUUUUAGGAACGAUGUCGAGAUCAGCUCGUGCACGAGGGAGGCGGGGGAAGUUCAAUCCUCGGGCGGGGUUUGAACCCGCGCCCACCGGCCCGAAUAUAUCGGCCGCACUGCUGAAACAAGCCCGGAAGAGUGGACAGCUCAACUUGUCAAACCGAGGACUAGAAAAGGUGCCAGACACAGUAUGGAGGAUUAACCUUGAUGUACCGGAGGAGGCGAAGAACGUGACGUUUGACGGAGAGGACCGCUGGUGGGAACAGGUGGACCUGACCAAGCUCAUCCUCGCCUCCAACAAACUCUCCGAACUGUCCCCUGACCUCAACCAGCUGCCUGCCCUGGUGGUCCUGGAUGUUCAUGAUAAUGAGCUGACAAGUUUGCCAAAGGAGAUAGGAGACUUGCAACACCUUCAGAAGCUUAAUGUCAGCCACAACAAACUGCAGUCCCUGCCACCAGAACUGUGCCAUCUCACCAACCUCCUGUACCUUCAUGUCGACUACAACAAACUCACCGAGCUUCCCAACGAUCUCGGCACGCUGGAACACAUCGAAGACCUCGACCUCUCCCACAACGAGCUCGCCACGCUCCCUCCAAGCAUCGGAUACGUCUCCCGUCUCACGAAGUUCAACGCCUCGAACAACAAACUGGCCAACCUGCCGCCCGAGAUUGGAGACCUGCACAACAUCCGGGUGUUGGAUCUGUCUAAUAAUCAGUUGGAAUACCUGCCUAGUGAUGUGGGGAGACUUGGUAAACUGGAGCAACUGUACAUCAAGUACAACAAGCUGAGAGAGUUCCCCAACCUCCAGCAAUGUGAACAGUUGAAGGAACUGCAUGCAGGGUUCAACCUGAUUGGCUGUCUGUCAGCUGACCACCUGAAGCUGCUGCCAGGCCUGGUCCUAUUGGACCUGAGAGAUAACAAGCUUACCAGCAUACCUGAGGAGAUAACUCACAUGCAGCAUCUACAGAGGCUAGAGCUGUCCAACAAUGAUCUCAGCAGUCUCCCCUUCAGUCUAGGGUUGAUGUCGUCACUGAAAUCUGUGAACUUGGACGGCAACCCUCUCCGUACCAUCCGUAGGGAUGUCAUACAGAGGGGGACCAGUGAACUGCUGAAGUAUCUGCGGACUAGAAUUGAAGAACAUCAAAAUGGUGGCAACACACACUCUAGAGAACCUAAGGGCGGAGAUGCGGCUCCAUUGACCCCUGACCCCGAGCCAGCGGCACCAGGGUCCACCAUCGACACUUUCACUGUUCACAAGACCAAAUCCAUCAACUAUAGUAACAAGAAUGCCGCGAGUGUCCCAGACGACCUGCUAGACACCGGGCGCGACAUGUUCGUGUCAGACAUGAACCUGAGCAAGAAUGUCCUGACGACCUUCCCCGUGGGACUCGUGCAGCUGGCCGCGACCUUGACAGACUUGAACUUGAGUUUCAACAAGCUGUCAGCUCUGGGGGCAGAGAUUGGUCAACUGACUCGACUGACAACUCUGGAUCUGAGAAACAACCAGUUGAGUGCACUCCCCACCGAGGUGGAAAAUCUACAGCAUCUGAGAGAAGUUGCCAUUAGCAUCAACAGGUUUCAGCAGUUUCCGUCCGUUCUGUACUCUUUGGUCAAUUUGGAGAACAUCUUCGCCAACGACAAUCACAUCGCGGCCAUCGACGUGGACGGGCUGCUCAAGCUGCCGGCGCUGGCGACCCUUGACCUCCAGAACAACGACAUCAUGCAGGUGCCACCACAGCUGGGGAAUGUUACCAGCUUGAGAUCUCUCCAGCUUGGAGGGAACCCUUUCCGAGUCCCCCGCCCGGCCAUCCUGGCAAAGAGCACAGCGGAUCUCUUGGAGUAUCUCCGCGGACGCAUUCCGACAUAACAGCCUUGUCGUAGUCCGACAGAAAUGCAGCUUCGCAAAGGAGAAGCAGUAUAGAAACCACACACAGGACGAUAUGCAAUAGCUUUCGUGUUUUUUGCUUUUUUUGCACAAUGUCAGUGUGGUAGAUGGUGUUCUGUUUUAAGAGCAUUUGAAAACUCGUUGACUUACAUGUACCCAAAUCAUGUCUUGCUUUCAUUGUUUCAAUUGUUUCUUACAACUCUAAGAUCUGUGACUGUACAUGUGGGUAGAAUGGAGUACUAGUGGUUAAAUGAACAUCUUGUCGGGCAAGCACUGGUAGAACACAUUAGAUCCAGGAACAAUUACAUUACCAGUACUAUGGGUGUUUGUGUUAGAUUGCUUACUUUUGUGGUAUUAAUUGGAGAAAGGAUCAAGAGGUCACAGGUUUGAUUCCCAGCUAAAUAGUGUGUCUAAUGGAAAGGCACUUUACACGACUUUCCUCACUUCAACCUGGUGUAAAAAUGGGUAUGUGACUUCUUUUGGGGAAGUAAAAGGCAGUGGAAAGAGAGGGAUGGGCUCCACUUUCCAAUACCAUACAUGCCUGAGUCAUGACCCCAAAAAGGCUAUGGGACCUUUUACUUCAGGUCAGUUACAUUUGAUAUGUAGCAAAGUUCAUCAUCUCCAAAAUAAUUGGUCAUGCAGCCUUAUGCUAGGGUUGUUUUCUACGGAAUGCGUUCCAUAUAUUAUACUUGAUAAUUCAAGACAUACAUGCAGUAUGUUUGAAAUUCUGAAAAAAAUUCUGUAAAACAGAAAUGCUGGAUUUUAUUAUCAUAUAUUAUGAUCUACUAUCAUUAUUUUGUGUGGAAACAUUUUGGACAAUUUACUGGUAAAAAUGGCCAGAUAUACUCUAUAGGAAUUUUCAUUUUUCUUUUGUUGUUGGGUUAAUUAUGCAGUAUUGAAAAUAAUUUUGAGAUGGUUAUGGUUAUUAACACGAGGAAAGAGGUAUUUUGGAAUGAAUUUGAUACUAAAACCAGAUUAUGGGAACUAUGUGGUUUUCAGGCUUGUUGAGCAAUAAUGUAGUUUUCCCCACCGACCUAUUUAGUAAUUACUUUGUUCUGCAUACAUGUAUGCGAUGAUGUUGGAGUGUGGCUACGUGUUGAAGCAAUCCACAGUAUUUUUCCAGCAAGGCCACACCAAUAUACAUAUACUCUCCAAGCAGAGGUCGAGUCGCAGAGAUAUAGCAGUAGUCUGGAAAUUUAUCAGCACGCUCCUCUUACCAUAUCUCUGUGACUCAACCUCUGCUUGGAGAGUAGAUAUGUAUUGGUUUGCAGUCUGCUCCAUUGUUUCUCUGCAAAAUUUGAUAACCAAGAUAUUAAAUUUGUGUGGCCUAGCCAUUAGACUUCGUAUCAGUCCUGUGAAUUUGGAUUUUUUUCCUGUACUGUACAUUGUCCAAAAGUGGGAUUUAUGGUAAUGUUAUCCCUUAUACUGUAAAGCUGCUAUUGAUUCUUGUGUGUCUGUUUGUUGUGUUCAAGUGUUGUGCAACCCCACCAGUGCAAGUAAUAGUCUUGGUUUAGACAAAGAUCCCUUAAAUGAUGAGUUUCAAUAAAAAAGAAUGCAUGCCUUAUAUGAGAAUCAGUGAUUUAGGGAUCAUAAUCAUAUUUGAUAUCCAAAUAUUUAAGUUAGGAAAUCAGUGUACGUUUGAAUAUGAUAACUUCACGUUCAACAAGGAAUGAUCAUUAGGAGUUGAUCAGAAGCUGCAUUGAUGUGAUGUAAUAAAAUGUAACAAAAUAGCUUGUGGUUGCU
Molecule: messenger RNA, 3746 nt
Organism: Branchiostoma floridae (Florida lancelet)
Lineage: Eukaryota; Metazoa; Chordata; Leptocardii; Amphioxiformes; Branchiostomatidae
Product: leucine-rich repeat-containing protein 40-like
Exons: 13
Coding region: 138-1985 (615 amino acids)
Molecular function (GO): protein binding
Source: RefSeq, a predicted model, not a curated record